CGAAUAUUUAAGUAGUGAUGUGGUUCUACUCGUACGACGCCCAUCAUUUCACGUUGCUCUCCGUUUAAAACUAUUUUAUGGAUUUUCCACUUCGAUUCCUACAUCUGUAGCCUCCAUGUCCCUCCAUCAACCGUUCCUUAGUUUUUAAAGUGCCAAAAACACAAUAACAGGGAUUUAAUCUACCACCGACCGCUCAAAGUGUAAAACAGAAGAAACUGAAGAUUUAGGAAAGACAAGUAUCGAUGCGCUUGAAGGCCAAACUGAAGAAUAAACUGAGAAAAUUCUCCAAAUUUUUAAGUUCAUCCCCUACUAAUUGUUUCACUUCCCUUAUCAAUCGCUUCACCAAAAUGAACACCAUUGGUGAUGAUGAAGCACACAAGGCGACAUCAAUCGUCAAAGUGUCUGUGAAUCUCAUUCAUAGAUUCAUUGUUAUUGUUGUACGAGGCAUAAUGAGAUUUUUAUUUGGAUCCAAGGGUGGUUCUAUGCCUCCAAUAAAGGAUCUAACUCUACUGGAAUCCGCCACGUCAUUGGCAAAGAAAAUUCGGACUGGAAAGGUUAAGAGUGUUGAUGUGGUAAAAUCUUUUAUUGAUCGAAUAAAUGAAGUAAAUCCUAUUUUAAAUUGCGUCGUUGAUCGGCGUUUUGAGGAAGCAUUGAAAGAUGCCGCUGCAGUGGAUAAGUUAAUAGAAUCCGGCCAAUAUUCCGAGAGUGAACUGGAAAAGAUAAAACCUUAUCUGGGAGUUCCAAUUACUACAAAGGAUUGUAUUGGCGUCAAAGGACUCCUCAAUACCGCAGGAAUCCGAGCAAGAUGCAAUACAAGAGCUGAAGAAGAUUCCGAAGCAAUUCAUUUGAUGCGAGAAGCUGGAGCCAUUCCAUUAGCCAUCACAAAUACGAGUGAAUGUUGUAUGUGGUGGGAGAGUUACAACAAUAACCAUGGCAUAAGUCGAAAUGCAUAUGACACAAAUCGAACUGUGGGCGGAAGUAGUGGCGGUGAAGGUUGUUUAUUAUCCUCUGGUGGUUCUCCAUUUGGAAUAGGAUCAGACAUUGGUGGCUCAAUUAGAAUGCCAGCUUUUUUCAAUGGAGUUUUCGGACAUAAACCAUCAAAAUUCAUUGUUUCCCUCAAAGGACACUACCCUAUACCUCAGGAUUACAAUCUAAAAUCCUUCUUGGGUGUCGGACCCAUGUCCCGAUAUGCCACAGAUCUCAAACCAAUGCUAAAAAUUAUUGCUGGGGACAAUGCCAGCAAAUUGCGACUCGAUGAACCAGUUGAUUUGUCUCGUGUGAAAAUCUUUUAUCAAACUGAUGACGGCGGUGGACAUCUAGUGACACCUGUUGACCCUGACAUCAAAGCUGCCAUGCACAAAGUGGUGAAUCACUUCCAAUCGACACUCAAGGCCAAAGUGCAAAAAGUGAAAUUUGACAAAUUGAGAAAAUCAGCACCAAUUUGGCUGGCUAACAUGAAAGCCAAGGAUGCCCCUGGAUUUGAAGAAGAAAUCACUGGGUAUACAGGAAAGAUCAGCCCUCCGUUUGAAUUGCUAAAGUGGCUUGUUGGACGUUCACAACACACACUAAUUGGGAUUUUGACGGCUCUAUUUGAGAAUUCAGGGAUUAAGUAUGGAGAUGCAAAGCAUAUAUAUCUCACUGAUCAGAAAGAAAAGUUAUUUGAAGAGAUGCAAAAUCUUCUCGGGGAAGAUGGAGUAUUUAUUUAUCCAACUCAUCCAACAGCGGCACCGUAUCACUACGAACCCCUGGUGAGGGCCCUCAAUUUCUCCUACACGGGCAUCAUCAACAUCUUGGGUCUCCCUGCGACCGCCUGUCCCCUGGGUCUGGGCUCCGAGGGCCUUCCCAUUGGACUGCAAGUGGUGUCGGCUGUGAAUCAGGACCGUCUGUCCCUGGCUGUGGCUUGUGAACUUGAGCGUGCCUUCGGAGGCUGGGUGGCCCCCGAAAUUGUCGCUUAGGAGAUGGGAUUCAUUUUUAACGAGGAUUUUUUUUAAUAAAUAAAUUGUUAAUAUUUGUGAAGGUA
Phlebotomus papatasi is the source of this 2020-nucleotide messenger RNA. RefSeq names its product fatty-acid amide hydrolase 2-B. The coding region runs from base 243 to 1955 and encodes 570 amino acids. The record is from RefSeq and is a predicted model, not a curated record. The transcript is spliced from 5 exons. NCBI's taxonomy places the organism in Eukaryota, Metazoa, Arthropoda, Insecta, Diptera, Psychodidae.